Botrytis porri is the source of this 687-nucleotide messenger RNA. RefSeq lists its product as uncharacterized. NCBI's taxonomy places the organism in Eukaryota, Fungi, Ascomycota, Leotiomycetes, Helotiales, Sclerotiniaceae. Bases 1 to 687 code for a protein of 228 amino acids. The record is from RefSeq and is a predicted model, not a curated record. The transcript has a single exon.
AUGUACUCCUCCUAUCUUAACUCCAUCACCUCCAAAGUAACCUCGAUCCGACAAAACAUAUUCCAAGGCGAAGCCGACGGCGAUACAGAAGAUGACACUUAUCUCUGCCGCGUAAUGCGCACCUACUAUCUCCAAGAAAAGAAACAAAAUCUGCCAGCGUGGCUUCCCCCCGAUCCACGCGGUCCAGCACCUACUCCCGUCGUCCAACCUAUGUAUACCCAACCCGUCGGUUCAACAUACGGCCAAGCACCUUCUACACUUGGCGGCUCCCAAGGAUUAAAUAGUCUCUUUGGCGGCGCGACAGGAAGAACAAAUGCGCCAUCGCCACCUCCAGGGGGUUUGCGCGCCCCAAGAGGAGCAGCCGGUCCGGCGCGCACGCAGAGUCCGUUCGCGAGUCAACAGGGUGCAGGUGCAACGGGAAGUUUAUCUGCACGAGAUCGAUUGAAGAUGGGGCGAUCGAAGGGGAGCGCGACGAAUACUAAUGCGGGUGCGGGUGCUGAUGCGAGCUAUGAUUCGGGAGAAAAACCGUUUAUGGCGGCGACCAGUCCGUGGGCCUCUAAUGAGGCGGAGUUUGGGGGUGGUGGGUAUGAACCGCCUGCGCCGAGGAGGGGAAUGGGAUUACCUAGUGGUGGACCAGGAGCGGGAAGGAGACCGGGUUUACCUAGUGGACCGAGGUCGGGGAGAUAG